AUGUCAGAACCAUCUGAGUCAAGUGACUGGGAUAUGGAAGUAGACGACGAAUCCGAAGACCUACCCGAACCAGCACUCAUACGUCAAAAAUCAUAUACCAUUCUUCACCUUUCCGAAAUAGAGCAAAGGGUAAACGAAAUUGCUUCAGAAUACUCCGAACUUUUGGGGAUUUCCAAAGAUGAAGCUUUGAUUUUGCUUACCCACUAUCACUGGAAACUCCACAAACUGCAAGACUCUUGGCUUGAUAAUGAAAUGAGGGUUCGUAUUGAAGCAGGAAUCUUAUUGCCACCAGCAGGAUAUGAAGUAGCAAAAAGCAGAGGGAAAAAAUUAGGCUCAAUUAAAUUAGUUAGGGGCACUGAAGGGUGCUGCCAAAUUUGCUAUGAAAAUAAAUUAGACAGAGACGCCUUGCAGUGUGGGCAUUCUUAUUGUAAAAGCUGCUGGAGACAGUAUCUUGAGAACCUUUUAUAUGAAAGAACCAUAGCUGGAGGCAAAUGCCCAAUGCAUAGCUGCCCAUUAAAGGUACCUGAAAGUAUGAUUUUAGGAUACUUGCAAGGAGAAAAGGCUGAGAAUUAUAAACGAUUGAAAUGUGAAGAAUUCAUAAAUCAAAAUCAAGCCUACCGGUGAUGCCCAGCACCUGGAUGCAGCUAUGUGGUGGAAUAUGAAAAUUUAGGAGUCCAUGGGAUUUCCUGCAAAUGUGGAUAUUUUUUCUGUUUUGCUUGUGGAGAAGAAGCUCAUAGGCCAGUAUCAUGCAAUCUAGUAAAAUCAUGAAUUGUAAAAAAUUCUGCUGAAAGCGAAAAUAUCACCUGGAUCAUUGCAAACACGAAACAGUGCCCAAAAUGCAGAAACCCAAUAGAAAAAAACCAAGGCUGCAACCAUAUGACUUGCAGAAGAGAAGUCAACGGCUGCGGCCACGAAUUUUGCUGGCUUUGCCUUGGUCCUUGGACUGACCACAACUCUGCAACUGGAGGUUUUUAUAAGUGCAAUAAAUACGACGAGCUGAUGUCAGGCACCAACAACGCCUUUAAGCAAGAAGAAUCCAAGCGAGAAAAAGCCAAAACUGAACUCGACAAGUAUAUUUGGUACUUCGAGAGGUAUAAUAACCACCACAAAGCACAAAAAAUCGCCUCAGAAAAGCAAGUGCCUGCAAUGGAAGAAAAAAUGCAAGAAUUGCAUGACUUUAAGCAGUACCCAAUUGGAGAGCUGGAGUUCCUUAAACAAGCUGCAGAACAGGUCAUUAAAUGCAGGAGGGUGCUAAAAUGGACCUAUUGCUUUGGGUAUUAUUUAAAAUCUGGAGCUGAAAAGGACCUUUUUGAGCAUCUUCAAGAGAAACUUGAAGAAAACACUGAGCAUUUGCAUGAGCUUGUAGAAAAGCCGCUGGAUGAGUUUAUGUCGGCUGAUGUUAUUGAUAGGUCGCCGUUUUAUCAGCACAAAAGUGAGCUUACUAAUUAUUUCCAAGUCACCAAAACUUUUAUGGAGCAUCUAUUAGAUGGCAUUGAAAAUGGGCUGACGGCCUAA
Messenger RNA from Blepharisma stoltei, 1515 nucleotides. The record is from the annotation of a GenBank genome assembly. NCBI's taxonomy places the organism in Eukaryota, Ciliophora, Heterotrichea, Heterotrichida, Blepharismidae.